AUGCCUACACGGAGACUAAUCAAUCUGUGGGUUGCAGAAGCCCUGAUACCAUCUGAAUCAUCAAAUGAAAGAGAGAAUGAGGAAACAUUAGAGGAUGUUGCAUAUCGGUACUUGACAAUGUUGGCAGAAAGGUAUUUGGUUCAAGUGGAGAAAAGAAGUUCAACUGGAAGGAUUAAAAGUUGCCGCAUGCAUGAUCUUAUACGAGAACUAUGUUUGACAAAGGCUGGGCAGAAUGAUUUCUUCCAAAUCAUAGAACUUCGUGACAGUAACAGGAAAAUGGAGUUGUUCUCUUCGCCAAUGAUUAACAGACCAAAUUCAACACGUAGGAUCCGCAGAAUUUCUAUUUAUUUCAAAAAUUUUAGCGGGUUUAUCUCUUUGGGAACUGAAGAAUGUCCUCCAGUUAGGUCUGCAUUGGGAUUCAGCAACAUCCAGAGUGCAAUAGGUCAGGAGCUUAUUGAAUCCAUAGUCAGCAGGUUCAAGUAUCUUAGAGUCCUAGAUCUUGAAGAGAUUCGAGGAUUCGCAAUACCGAAAGGAAUAGGGAAUUUGAUCCAUUUAAGGCUUUUGACUGUAAAUUCUGCUUGGACAGGUGUGCUUUCAUCAUCUAUAGGCAACUGGAGAUUCUUGUUGGCCCUAUACAUAGAUCCAAAAAAUUCGGCAGAACUAAUUCCAGAUGUGAUUUGGAAGAUGAAAAGAUUGAGGCAUUUGUAUCUUCCAAUGAAAUAUGGUAAGCGUACCAAGAAGUUACGGUUUGCUAAUCUCAAUGACCUGCAGACCUUAAAAAACUUUCCAGCAGGGAUAGCAGAUGUGAAGGAUCUGACCACAUUGCCCAAUCUCAGAAAAUUAGUAAUACAAAUACCUGAUGACAGCAAGCUUGAUGAGUUCAUGGCAAUCUUCCAACCACCAUUCACAUUUAACUAUCUAAGAUCGUUGUCAGUAGAUAUUCGGAUGAAUGCUACAAAUAUAGAUGCGGUAAAAAUCAGAUCAUGCUGUCCUCGCCUCGAGAAGAUGAAACGAAAUGGAACGCAAAUCUACAAAAGGCACUAG
This is a messenger RNA of Prunus armeniaca (apricot), 1044 nucleotides long. Lineage: Eukaryota; Viridiplantae; Streptophyta; Magnoliopsida; Rosales; Rosaceae. The record is from the annotation of a GenBank genome assembly.